Molecule: messenger RNA, 6535 nt
Organism: Schistocerca gregaria
Lineage: Eukaryota; Metazoa; Arthropoda; Insecta; Orthoptera; Acrididae
Gene: Vang
Product: vang-like protein 2-B
Exons: 9
Coding region: 629-2314 (561 amino acids)
Biological process (GO): multicellular organism development; Wnt signaling pathway, planar cell polarity pathway; establishment of planar polarity
Cellular component (GO): plasma membrane
Source: RefSeq, a predicted model, not a curated record
CUCGCAGCGCCUAGACAGAAUAGGAUUGGGAAAGUCGAUAAACGUUCCCUAUGGUUGGAACUUGGCAAGUAAACGUGAUAGUGACGUCACGGACAAGUUUGCCGUGGUGAAUCUAGCGGCUGCCAAAAUUUGACGUUCUUCGAUAACGACCAAGUUUUCGACUUCAUCGCAAUGUCGUACUAUCGAUGUAUGAAAUCGAACUAUUUCUGUCAUAGGAUCGAUACGUACGCAAAGUUCAUAGACUUUCAAGACAACGCUGUUUUGUAUGUGAUGUGUUGAUGUAGCCGAAUAAGAGAGGAAGUUAUAAAUGUUGCGCGUGUUGACGAAGCUGGAGGGAAAAGCUCCAGGUUAUUCCCAUUGUGCUACACUUGUAGUGUAUUUGACAUGUUGGUUCAGAAGCAGUACAGUUUCACGAAAUAAGGCAUUGUUUGACAGCAAACGAUGCAGUCGCGUACUCAGAUCUGAUUAUUGGGACGUGCGAUUAGCGUAUAUGGGAUCACUGUGUCUUAUACGGUGUAUUGAAGUUGGUGCUAAAAUAAAACUACUAUGAGUGCAUACAGGUCAGAACAGACGUGAUGAACAAUUUACUGCUUUCCGGAGCUGUUUAAUUUCUUUAAUGUAGCUAGUAAUGGAGACGGAGUCUGUGAAGUCGGCUGUGAGCGAACAGAGUACCAGAUCCAGGAGAUCGCGAAGUCAUACUCACAGGAACAACCACAGACUACAUAAUAAUCAUAGCUUAAGGAGUAGCCGAAGUAACAGGAAAGCAGAGGAUUCUAUGGCACCCUUCCAGACGUCUGUCACUCUUAGAGAUGAAAAUCGAGGUGGUCAGGAGGUGAUUGAAGUCCAGAUUCUUCCGCAGGAUGACAACUGGGGCGAAAACACUACUGCCUUGACAGGCAACACUUCUGAGCAGUCAGAUGCAGAGGAAAUGGCUGUGAGCCAGUGGAAUGGAGAACCUGACACAGGCUUCAGUUUCAUGUGUCAUCGGUAUCUGGGAUCUGCCCUUACUGGAUUUGUGUGUGUUGCAGCUUUCCUCAGUCCCCCUGCGAUGGUGGUAUUACCACGACUGCCAGGGCUGUUACCGAUGCCACUUCUGCCUAGUCACCAGCAGUCAACACUGGCAUGUGGCACUGAAUGCAAGGGUUUGCUUCUAGCUCUUGCUUUCAAGUUAGUGAUACUGGCUGUCGGUGCAUGGGCACUCUUCCUCAGGCGACCACCCAGAGCUACUAUGCCUAGAAUAUUCCUGCUGCGGGCAGCAGUCAAUGGACUAGUGUUAAUUUGCACGUUUGCUUACUGGCUGUUUUAUGUUGUGCAGGUCACAGAGGGUGGACUGACAGGUGGAGAGGCAGUAGAAUACCGAGGUCUUGUAUCUUAUGCUGGAAGUUUGACGGACACACUGUUGUUCAUUCACUAUUUGGCUGUCGUAUUAGUAGAACUUCGACACUUGCAGCCUAUGUAUUACAUUAAGAUUGUACGAAGCCCUGAUGGUGAGAGCCGUUCCUAUGCUAUUGGACAGCUAAGCAUUCAGCGUGCAGCUGUUUGGGUGUUAGAACAUUACUACACUGAUUUUCCUAUAUAUAAUCCAUAUCUGGAACGGUUACCAGUUUCAAAGUCGCACAAAAGUGGCUCAAGUUUUAAAUUCUAUGAUGUAGAUGGAAUCAACAACACUUCAGUGCAGAGUCAAUCUCGGGCAGUGCUGGCAGCACAUGCUAGGAGAAGAGACUCUAGCCACAAUGAACGUUUCUAUGAGGAACAUGACUAUGAGCGGAGGGUGAAAAAACGAAGAGCACGGCUGAUAACAGCAGCCGAAGAAGCAUUUACCCACAUCAAGAGGCUGCACAAUGAUCAGGGAGAUGCAUUAAAUAGGCAUGUUCUGGCAAAUACAGUUCCAGCAAUUCCAAUGGAUCCACAUGAAGCAGCCCAGGCUGUUUUUCCAUCAAUGGCACGGGCAUUACAGAAAUACUUGCGCAUCACCCGGCAACAACCACGGCAUUCGGUGGAAUCUAUUUUAGCACACUUAGCAAAGUGUUUAAGUCAUGAUUUCACACCCAGGGCAUUCCUUGAACCUUAUUUGGUGCCUUCUCCAGUUCUGCAAAAUGAAAAAGAACAAAAGUCAGUUCAGACAUGGGCUUUGAUUUGUGACGAGUUGCUGUCACGAUCCAUUACUGAUGGCACGUGCUUCCAGCUGCGUCAGAACGAUGUUUCUCUUCUCUGUAACGUGAAAACAUUACCACAUUUCAAUAUAACUGAAGAAGUUGUGGACCCAAAAUCGAAUAAAUUCGUGCUUCGUCUAAAUUCAGAAACAUCGGUGUAAUAUAAGGAUUGACAGUAUUACUUUUUUUACUUUUGUAUGUAUUACUUCAUAUUAAAAUAAAUGUUGCCUUUACUCUUUGCUAUUCAGACUUUUUAUAUAAAAUUUUUUUGUAAUGUAAUAUAUAAACAUACUGUGCUUCAUAUAUAGUGCAUCUCGUAACAACAGACAGCUUAUACCAUAAACCUGAAAACUUUUCGACUGCUGUUGUCAUUUUAAAGGGUUCCUUAUGACUGAAAUAAUUGACACAUUAUUUGUGGAUAAAUGACAGCAUGUAACCUAUAUGUUUAGUAAUUACGGUGUUUAUGAUUUGUACAUUUUGAGAAAGACAAGAAUGAAAGAUUCUUCUUUGUUGACAAACGUGAUUCUAAAGUAAACUUCAUCCAAUUCAUAUAGCACAUAUUGGGUUUUGAUACUGAAAACCAUUAAGACAUUAUACUGCUCAGAACAAGUUUUGUGAGCCUGUUCAGUCUGCAUUAUGUGAGUAAUGUAAAGCAUAUUUCAAGAAAAACUGAUUAAAAAAUUUCUUGCAUUUUAUUCUUAAACUGCAGUGCACAUUCACAUAGAAUGUGUAUUUGUACUGAUUAGCAUUAGUUAGCAGUUUUGAUUUAUUAAACUGAUGCUCUGUUUUGCGCAGGUUUUAUUGGAGUUCUAUGCAGAACAGCGUUUUGCAGAACUAUAGGCACAAAGUUAGUUUUAGUGAAGUUCCAACAAACUUCAAGUGAAAGUGUGCAGCCUAGGGCUUUCACCUAUUUUUCUGUUUUUGUUAUUACUUGAAAUAGGUGUUUAAUGUGCAAUUUCUGGCAAAUGUUGGAAAUGCAGAAUAAUAAAAGCACAAAACAAAUAAUAUUUGUUUACUUGCUUUGUGAAUGAGCUGUACACUCAUCGCCUCACUUCAGAAUGCUGUAACUAGUACUCAGUUUUGAAUAUUGAAUUAAUUCGGGUAUGCAGCACUCAAAGACUGCAGCAAACUGAACAGCUUUAACAAAAUUUAAAUAUUAUUUUGUAAUUAUAUGUUGUGGAAAUAUAUAUAAUGUAUAAAGUUUAGUUAGUGAUAACAUUGUUCUCGGAGUGAUGUGCUUGUGAGUGUGACUUUUGUAGAACAUUUGAGAAGUGUAGUGAUUUUGGAGAAUUGAGUGAUAGAUAUAAAAAUUUCAUUUAUUUUAAGUGUAGUGAACAAUCGAUUGAUACAGAAACAUCAAUUUUUGUGAUACAUUUCAUUCCUCAAAAUAUUUAUGACAAAGUUUUGUAUUAUAAAAGGAUACACUGGAGUGCCUCUGAUUCCUCAGGAGUUUUAGCAACAUUGAAUCACUCAUAUGGAAGAAAAGAAUUAAAAUAUAUUAUCUGUAUAUUCAUUAAAGCACCACUAUGCAGAGUGAGAAAAUUGUAAUUUGUGAGAAUUAUUGUCUGAAGAAGACCUGAUUUGCAGCUUUAAUACUUGACUUCUUCUCAUCAAAUGAAGAAUAAUGUACAGCUUUUUUAAUAAAGAAUUUUAUAUUGUGAUUUUGUUUUUCGAGUUCAUAGAAACUUUAACACUGUAAAUAUGAGGUGUGCCUAAAAUGUUAUGGGACUGAUUUCCUAGAAAUAUCUUUUAACACCUAAGCUACAAAUUAACAUUUUUGUGUAGAAAUGUUUGCCUCUAUAUAAUGACAUUGUUGUUAGCAGACCACCAAAUACUAGAAAAACAGUUGCAUUGAAUCUCAGUGUACUUCUACUCUCAGUGCUUUAGUUUCCUGUAAGAAUGUUGGAAAUAGGCUUCUCAAGUUAUUUACUUUUCAGACUUUCAAAUGUCUUUAGUUGCAAGGCAUUUGCUUACUGGGUUGUUUUUAGUUUAGUUAGGGGCACGAAGCUAUUGUUUUGGCUCAUAGAUGGGAAUCGGCUAUCAUGCAGAAUUGAAACUGUAACCUUCCCGCCAAAAUUUAUCAUUAUAUGAGCUGCCUUUGCUUUAAAUAUGAUGCUAGCUCAUAUUGAAGUGCAAACUAUUGCUUGAAACACUUUUUUUAUAUAUGAACUUUCUAGUGUAUCAACUGAAGUAAUGAGUUAGUUAGUUAAUUUAUCCUUUCCUGUUCUACACUCAUACCUUUAAUCUAUAAAUAUUAUUUGGCAUCAAGUGUAUGUUUGCACCUCAUUUAGAUAGUGUUUGUGGAUAGUUUACUCUAGUGGCUCCAUACCACAGUUCUUCAGAUUUAUCUAUUGCUGAACAUACCCAAUUUUUUAAAUUAUUUUUACUUUUCCUCCUUAUCUUAUUUAUACUUUCUGAAUCCUCUUGGUCUCCUCUCUUCAUUUCAGGCCAUUGUAUCAUACUAUUUAAAGUUUAAAUGUAAAUUUUACAGUAUCUUUGGUUUGGUUCAAGAAGUUCUACUGGGGGCAUUAAAUAGAAGACCUGUAGUUCUUAUUAUUUCCACGAUCUUAUCAUCCUCCUUCACAUGAAUAACCCAACAUAACUUGAAUUUUGAAAUUUCUUCUAGUGGAUAACCAUUCACUGGAAUAUUGUUCCAUUUCGCGUUCCUGCUAAUUAUCGUGGUCUUUGUUUUUGCAGUUUCAUCCCAAUUUCUUUCAUGAGUAACUCCUCUAAUUACUGUGAUUUUUUUUGUUUUUGUUACAGUCACAUUCAUUCUUUUAUUUGUCAGCUUUUCUAAAUAUUAUGGUUUUGCUUUUUCCAUGCUUGUCCCCAUUUCUUUCUUCACAAACCCCUCUAAUUUUAUGGCCUUUGUUGACAUCUCUGUUACUUUCUGUGUCAGUCUUCUACACACACAUUGAUAUAAAUUCGUUGAUUCUAUUCAUUGAGAGCUUUUAUCAUAUGACCAGCCACAAAUAUGAGGAUGUCCAGCCACAUAGAUAGCUGGAGUAAUUUGUUUCUUUACUCUACCAUGACAUUGCUUUAUAAAUUCUCCAGUGAGUGAGUGAGAGAGAGAGACCAGUAGAUUGAAAUUAGUCAUGACUGACUCCUUGCUUUGUAAUACACUCAGCAUGCUAGUAGUAUCCUGUUCCCACAUAAUUCUUGUGUUUCCUUUAUAGACUGCUAAUGGAAAGACACAAAACUUGACUGAAAUCAUAUCCCGUUGAUAUAAGUGUGGUAAUGGAAAAUCCUUGGUGGUAUACAAGUGAUGGAAGGAGUAAAGGUAACAACACACUUGAAAACACAGACAUUGCAUUGUUAACAGGAACAUAAACAAGACUGAAAAAUUGUGAAGCUUUUGGGCUAGUUGCCACUAGUACAGAAAACACACUUGCUCUCACUGUGUGUGUGUGUGUGUGUGUGUGUGUGUGUGAGAGAGAGAGAGAGAGAGAGAGAGAGAGAGAGAGAGAGAGAGAGUGAGUGAGUGAGUGAGAGAGAGUAGGAGUGUUGUGCACUGGUUAUCUCUAAAGGGGGUCAUGGUCCAAAAGCUCAUAACAUUUUCAAUCUUGUGUGUGUGCCUAUUGGCUACUCAGUGCCUCUACUAUAGAGAGAGAGUUAUUACCUUUAUUCCUUCCAUUAAUUAUAUUCACACUGAAAUGCCUAGAAUUUUGCUCCAGGAACCCUAUCAAAACCUUGUAUGAGAUUUGAAAAAUGCAAUUUUCCAUCAAUAUUUUUGCUAGUCAUUGUAGCUUCAUAAAUAAAAUCUUGGGUGCUUCUUCCAAGAUCCUUGCAAAGAAUUUUGCACUAAUAGCAGUGAAAUGCAUUGAUGGUUCUUACUUUCUUAGUGGUUCCCUGACUCAAAAAUGAAGCUAACAGCAAUUUCCCAAUCACUGAAGUUAUUUUUGUGUUACAAGCAUGUGCCAAACCUUGAGUAGUCAAGUGUCUUGCUUUCUGUCAUAUGCUUUUAACCAUGUCCAGGUAUAGCUCAAGAUUCAUAAUCCCACUACACUCUAUUGGAUACUGUCACAGUAUUGCUAUGAAGUAUGGUUCAGAGUUCCAUUUCAUAAUGCUGUGAAGUGUUUCAUCAUAAUUACAUGAAAUACACUUACCUGUAAUUGCGUACUGGAUAAGCUGCUGCUGUUGCCAAAGGGGCAAUUCAACAGUAUUUAGAGUCUUGUAAAUUAAAAGUUCAGUCUCAUUCACUUAAACACACCUUAUAUACAACUUAGAAAUUUUGUUGAUGUUAGAACAUGUAUUCAUAAUGUUUUACGUGAAUGACUUUUUGCUCAGAAUCUCAACAGUAUGAUUUAUUACAAGAUAUUUAUCUCAAAAGUAUUUCAUGGCAUAAAUAUUGGUUAUCUGCAAUAAAAUUGUGUCUUCAGCAA